This is a messenger RNA of Aedes aegypti (yellow fever mosquito), 568 nucleotides long. RefSeq names its product probable prefoldin subunit 4 (gene Pfdn4). Gene Ontology annotation, cellular component: cytoplasm; prefoldin complex. The transcript is spliced from 3 exons. The record is from RefSeq and is a predicted model, not a curated record. Bases 115 to 531 code for a protein of 138 amino acids. Gene Ontology annotation, biological process: protein folding. NCBI's taxonomy places the organism in Eukaryota, Metazoa, Arthropoda, Insecta, Diptera, Culicidae.
CAUUUUCUUGUCAUUCAUUGAAAAUCAAUCUUCUCGAAUACAUCCAAUUCUGGACAUCGGCAUUGCAUUUUUUUUACAUUAGCGGCAUUUUAAAAAAUUAUUUCUGUCUCAAAAAUGAGUUCUAAGUCGGAAGCCAAGAACAAGGGAACGUUUCAACCGGAUUCAGAUGUGCACAUUACCAUCGAUGACCAGAUGAAAAUUAAUAAAUUUGCAAACUACAAUGCCAAGGUUGAAGACCUCAAGGAGGAGCUGAAAAUUAGACAGAACGAGUUGAAAAACCUGGAAGAAGCGGGGGACGAAAUUGAACUGUUAGACGACGACACGCAGAUUCCGUUCCUGAUUGGGGAAGUUUUCAUGUCCCACGAUUUAGCCCGCACUCAGGAACUGCUAGUCGAAGCGAAAGAGAAGAAAAAGCAGGAGAUUGAGAACAUCCAAAAGCUAUCGAAAGAUAUCCAGGAUAAGAUGGGCGAGCUGAAGGCUCAUUUAUACGGCCGUUUUGGAAGCAACAUCUAUCUCGAAAAUGACGAAUAAAAAAAGGUCAAGGAAUUUCUUUUCUUGAUUGUAAAAU